Molecule: messenger RNA, 822 nt
Organism: Dovyalis caffra
Lineage: Eukaryota; Viridiplantae; Streptophyta; Magnoliopsida; Malpighiales; Salicaceae
Source: the annotation of a GenBank genome assembly
AUGAGUUCGCGCCCUUUCCUAUUAAAGACCAGCUCCCUGGCGUUGAUUUCUGUGUCUCCAGCUCUCCUCCUUGGCGUAAUUACUCCUUUUCUCUCCUUUUCUUUGCGUUUAACUGAAGCAAUACUAGUAGGAUUUCAGCAUUAUCUCGUGAUGCUCGGGACUACUGUGAUCAUUCCUUCCAUAGUGGUUCCUUUGAUGGGCGGUGGCAAUGUGGAGAGGGCUGAGAUGAUUAACACAUUGCUCUUUGUCGCGGGGAUAAACACUCUCUUGCAGACUUGGUUUGGCUCUCGCCUUCCUGUGGUUAUUGGCGGAUCCUAUGCUUUUAUCAUCCCCACAAUCACCAUUGCUUUGUCGACUAACAACAGUACUAAUGUCAUAUUCCUUAGUCCACGACAGAGGUUUAAGCGAUCCGUGAGAGCUGUACAAGGAGCACUUAUUAUCGCGUCAGGCUUUCAAAUGAUCAUUGGUUUCUUUGGAUUCUGGAGAAUUUUUUCAAGAUUUCUCAGCCCACUUGCUGCAAUACCUCUUGUGAUUCUCACUGGACUUGGGCUCUAUGCACGUGGGUUCCCACAACUAGCGAGAUGUAUGGAAAUUGGACUCCCAGCACUACUUCUGUUGGUCUUCAUAUCACAGUUCGUUCCUCAUAUGAUGAAAUCAAGGAGCGCCAUAUAUGGUCGGUUUGCAGUCCUGUUUACAGUUGCAGUUGUAUGGGCAUAUGCAGCAGUUUUGACUGUUGCUGGUGCAUAUAACAAUAGGCCUCCAAACACGCAAUUUAGCUGUCGUGUUGAUCGUGCUGGGCUCAUUAGUGCUGCUCCUUGGUGA